Messenger RNA from Amoebophrya sp. A120, 1017 nucleotides. NCBI's taxonomy places the organism in Eukaryota, Dinophyceae, Syndiniales, Amoebophryaceae. The record is from the annotation of a GenBank genome assembly.
CUUUUGUCAAUAUUUGCUUCUGUAUGAGAAAUAUUUUCGAUUGGAUCGCAAUGAUCGACGUGAAAAAGAUCAAGGAUACGCUCGCUGAUCGCUUUUUAAUUUUUCUCGAUCGCAUCAGCAAAUCGUACUUCGAAAAAUAAAUAUGCAUCAAGUCAAUCAUAGUCUUCUUUUCUCCGCCGUGCGAAUGUUUGAUGCCAACCAGAACCAGGUCCGCGACCCAACUUCAAUACACACCACCCCAUCCCCCCCAAAAAAAGUUUCGAAUAACCCAUAUUAGAUUAUUUUACAGUGUAGCAAUCGUUCGAACGGAAACGACAAGAACGAGUAGAAGUCGAAAUCACGGCAACCCAUGACGGCCGAACCCGGGCCCGAGCGGGCCCCUGCUGCAGGAGCCGGACCGCCGGCGUCCGCAACACGACCGGCCACAGCGUCAUCAAAGCCACUUACACCACAGCCAGAAGCGAGCUUGAUGCCGUUUUACAUGGUCAUGGUAUAAUUCCACGACACUCUGAGCGUUCUACUAUUCUUCUACAUUUAGCUUGAGAUUGCGAUACUUGGCCGCGCAUUUUGGUGUUGAAUCCAGCAGCUGCAGCAUCUCUGUCAUUGCAUGCUUGAGGACUACAGCGACGUUCUUGCUCGUCCUUGCAUGAACAAAAAAAACUUCAUACACAAGGUUUGCAUCGCCGCGGGGUUAGCUCAAUUUGUGCAAGGACAAGUUGCCAACCUGCGCGCCGCAGAAGCAGACUGGGAUCCAUCACCGAAAAACAUGCCAGAUAAUCAGGUACUGAAUCGUACGUUUUUCGUCAAGAAGAAGAUUGCGUAGUGCCUGGGUCGUGAUACAUGUGAUCAUGAUCUGACUACGAAUUAAUUUGCAUGCGCGCGAUUUUUCUUUUUUAUUUUUUGCAUAUGCAAGAACACCCAGUGCUCCUGUCCAUCCAUGCAGAAUUGGAUCUUCGUUUUUGCAUCAAAAGUCAUGAAAAACCACCGCAGGUGAUCGUGAUGUACUGCAACGGCUGA